GAAACAGAGUUAAGCUCAGCAGGCAUCAGGAGAAUAGAGUAGAGAGAAGCUCCCAGCCGUAGGGAUAACCAAGCAAGUUCUGGACCUCCAGGGGGACGAAUCUCUGCUGCCUAAGCAAGGCUUGACUCUCCUCCCCAGGGGCUGCUUGUUCCUUUAGCUGGGGAGCAUACAGGAGAUCUAAAUUUGCUGUGCCACGAUAGCGACCUUCAUCAACAGGUUUGUCAUCUGCAAGUCUCGAGCGGCACUAUAGCUUACUCCCAUAUCAGGUGUGUCUGAAAGGUGUUUGUGUGAACAUGCACUCAAAGCAUUGACUGCGUUAGAGUGUGUCUCCCGGGGUUUGCUGAGGCCACUGUUUACUUGCAGCGUGAAGGUGUGAUUGUAUUUGUGUGUAUGAAACAAGUCACAAGUGCUUAAAGAGUGUGUGAUAGGUGGUCGGGCACCGUGGAGGUCAGAGCCCUGGAUUUCAUAGAGAUGGAAGGUCAUGCUUAUGACCGCUUCGGAGAUGGAGAAAGGGACAGCUACCUCAUUGACUACCGAAGGAUUGUUGGAGACAUGGAACCAGCACGGCCACGGCCCUCAAACAGAGAUGGGGAGCAACCUCACCCGUAUGGGGGAUAUGCCCACCCUGUGCUACAUGGACAUGGAUAUGAGACAGCAGCCCAGCGAUACAGCGCUACACGUAUUCAAGCUGGGUAUGAACCAGAGAGCAUGGCUGACUACUUGAUCAGCGGGGGUACGGGUUACGUUCCUGAGGAUGGACUCACAGCACAACAACUUUUUGCUAUCGGUGACGGACUUACAUACAAUGACUUCUUGAUCCUCCCCGGUUUCAUAGAUUUCACUUCUGAUGAGGUGGAUCUAACUUCAGCCCUGACACGAAAGAUUACCCUGAAGACGCCUCUCAUUUCAUCUCCUAUGGAUACAGUCACGGAGUCAUCCAUGGCCAUCGCCAUGGCACUGAUGGGAGGGAUUGGAAUAAUUCAUCAUAACUCCACUGCUGAGUUCCAGGCCAAUGAGGUGCGCAAAGUGAAGAAAUUUGAGCAGGGCUUUAUUACAGAUCCAGUGGUAAUGAGUCCCCGUCACACAGUAGGCGACGUGUUCGAGGCCAAGCUACGCCAUGGUUUCUCUGGGAUCCCGGUUACAGAGACUGGCAAGAUGGGCAGCAAGCUGGUCGGCAUAGUUACCUCCAGGGAUAUAGAUUUUCUUUCUGAGAAGGACCAUGACCAACCCCUUGAAGAAGCAAUGACAAAAAGAGAAGAUCUAGUUGUUGCACCAGCUGGAGUCACACUAAAAGAAGCUAACGAUAUACUGCAACGUAGCAAAAAAGGUAAGCUCCCCAUAGUUAAUGACAAUGAUGAGCUCGUCGCCAUUAUCGCUAGGACUGACUUGAAGAAGAACAGGGAUUAUCCUCUGGCUUCCAAGGACUCUCGUAAACAGCUGCUGUGUGGAGCCGCCAUCGGUACCAGGGAGGACGACAAAUACAGACUAGACCUCCUCGUGCAGGCUGGAGUCGAUGUUGUUGUCCUGGACUCUUCUCAAGGAAACUCAGUCUAUCAGAUUAACAUGAUAAACUACAUCAAGCAUAAAUAUCCCGAACUACAAGUGGUUGGAGGAAAUGUGGUGACAGCUGCUCAGGCCAAAAACCUCAUAGAUGCCGGUGUGGAUGCCCUGAGGGUGGGAAUGGGGUGCGGCUCUAUCUGUAUCACACAGGAAGUAAUGGCAUGUGGACGGCCCCAAGGUACAUCAGUGUACAAGGUCGCGGAGUAUGCCAGACGUUUUGGAGUGCCGGUAAUCGCUGAUGGAGGCAUUCAAACUGUUGGACAUGUGGUAAAAGCUCUUGCCCUUGGAGCAUCUACGGUAAUGAUGGGAUCAUUGCUGGCGGCAACUACUGAAGCUCCAGGAGAAUAUUUCUUUUCCGACGGUGUGCGCCUGAAAAAGUACAGAGGAAUGGGCUCCUUAGAUGCCAUGGAGAAAAAUAACAGCCAGAAACGCUACUUUAGUGAGGGAGAUAAGGUAAAGGUGGCUCAAGGUGUUUCGGGGUCAGUACAAGACAAAGGCUCCAUUCAUAAGUUUGUUCCUUACCUCAUUGCUGGCAUCCAACAUGGCUGUCAGGACAUAGGAGCCAAAAGUUUGUCCAUUUUACGGUCAAUGAUGUAUUCUGGAGAACUGAAGUUUGAGAAGAGGACCAUGUCGGCUCAGAUGGAAGGUGGCGUCCACGGGCUUCACUCAUAUUCUUUUGUGCCAUUCAUGAGAAGCGGUUUUACUGAAACAGGUGGAAGAGGAAACACCCGAUCGGGACCCAACGUCCCGACCCCAGCAGCUAUGAGCAGAUGCACCGGGCGCAUGUGAUCAGAAUGCAACGCAUGAAGCUCCUGUGACUUCUACACUCUAAAGUUUAAACAAAACUAUUCUGUGAGCUUCUGUUCAUUGGUGUCCCAGCUCUGACCCCCAAAAAACUCUCUAAAAGUUCAAAGAGCCUAAAAGGAAAGAGCCAAAGAACAGAGUUUUAGAGGAUGGUGACAAACUCUUAAUCUGUUGUUCUCCCUCUCAGGUCAAGCAGUAGAGGGAAUCCUGUACUUACCUAUUCUGUUGUUCCCUUUCAACAAGAAAAAGUAUAGAACAAACUUGUCAUAAUAUAUCUGCCGAGCUUGAUAGAGAAGAGUACAGCCAUAUAUUUCCUUGCUCAUUUACUACAUUUACUACCCCCCCCCCCCCUUUUUUGCGGGAAAUCAAGUAAAAAACAGC
Molecule: messenger RNA, 2745 nt
Organism: Pelmatolapia mariae (spotted tilapia)
Lineage: Eukaryota; Metazoa; Chordata; Actinopteri; Cichliformes; Cichlidae
Gene: impdh1a
Product: IMP (inosine 5'-monophosphate) dehydrogenase 1a
Exons: 17
Coding region: 472-2349 (625 amino acids)
Biological process (GO): GTP biosynthetic process
Cellular component (GO): cytoplasm
Molecular function (GO): IMP dehydrogenase activity
Source: RefSeq, a predicted model, not a curated record